AUGUGGCCGGCGGCGUUAGCUCUGUUUCUUCUCCAUGGUGACAGGUUAUCAUUAUUGAAUGGAGAUUUUCAUAUUGCAGAUAUAAUUCUUGAUUUAGCAAAUAAAACUAACGGUGUUAAGUUUUCAACUGGCGGAGUCAUUGGUGGCAGUGCUUUGAUCCAUGAGUUCUACUCUAGAGAAGUUAACAAUCCUAUUCAUUUGACUCUUGAUACUGAAUUUAGAACUGGUAAUGCUUCAAUUAAGGCUUUUGUCUCUGUUGGUCUGUCUCUUGGAGACCAACAACUUGCUGCACAAUUUCAAGAAAUUGCACUGGACCUAUGCAUGGUUGAGGCGGAACAGAUUGGGUUUGAUGUACUUAAGCCAAAAAUUGUUCACAAGCUUCCAAAUGAUCUCGAGGGAAUGGAAGCAACCACGGAACGGUUGCUUGCUCUAAUUGACGAUGUGUACAAAUAUGUGGAUAGUGUCGUGGAAGGAUGCCGCGCCCCUGAUAAUAAAAUUGGAAGAUUUUUAUCUGAUACGGUAGCAGCUCUUCCCAAACUAUCUCCAAAUGCUUUUGAUAAGCUAGUGAAUGACAGUCUGCAGGACCAACUUCUGUUGCUUUAUUUGUCUAGCAUUACGAGAACACAACUUAGCUUAGCAGAAAAGCUGAAUACUGCUGCCCAGAUCCUUUGAUGGAUAUUCAUUAUGUUUUUUGAGACACCAUGAGAGUAGCUCUGUUGAUGUAGUAGUUUUUUCCUUUCCAAGAUGUAUGACCUUUGUUUGUGCUGUGCUCUCUUUUACAAGGGAAAUUUUUGUGUAUGAUCUGGAUUUGAGCAUCUCUCUGCUAUAACUAAUCAU
This is a messenger RNA of Salvia splendens (bonfire salvia), 837 nucleotides long. Its product is annotated as eukaryotic translation initiation factor 3 subunit F. Bases 1 to 672 code for a protein of 223 amino acids. The record is from RefSeq and is a predicted model, not a curated record. NCBI's taxonomy places the organism in Eukaryota, Viridiplantae, Streptophyta, Magnoliopsida, Lamiales, Lamiaceae. Gene Ontology annotation, biological process: translational initiation. The transcript has 6 exons. Gene Ontology annotation, molecular function: translation initiation factor binding; translation initiation factor activity. Gene Ontology annotation, cellular component: eukaryotic translation initiation factor 3 complex, eIF3m.